UACUACUACAUAACGUUUAUGGAUCAUAACGGAAUGGCGACACACACUAGUUUUGUAUACUUUACGUACAUUUUCCGUUUAGAGAUUGGUGUGUCGAAUUUAUCUCGAAAUCGAACCCGACCCGUCAAAAAUAUUAGAUUCAGAGCCUAUGUCAAGUCCCCUCUCUUUCUUGGCCUAUAAUUUAACUCGAUGAAAUUUUCAAAAAGCAGACCCAGUCUCUUACUUGAAUAGUCCCACCUAGCAGAGUCCUGAAAAAUCUAAUGGGAAAAUAUCCCCGGGCUAGUAUUUGGAUGGACCACACACACACACCUCUCUACUUUCCGUUUCGUUGCGCAGUAGGAGAUUUUUAAAUUACAAUUUAAAUGUGCUCUUCGAUUAAGUAGAUACACAUUUUACACAUCACAAUCGUUUUUAUAAUUAAAAGAAAAAAAUUCGCCUUCCAACACACAUAUCCUAUAAAUACAAGAAAAUGUGCUAUUUAUGUUCUCAUUUUCGCAUUUUUCCAAUCAUUUUAUAUAUAAUCUGCUGGCUGGUUACUAUAACACCACUACACUAUACACACUGACUACCACACUAAGUUUUUCAUCACAAAAGUGAAUGACGAAUUUUAAAUGAAAUUCCAUGAUCAGUUCUAUUCGUUUCGUCUUCAGUACACGAUCGAAGAAAAAAGAAUACGAUUUUCAGGUGCUAUUUUCGGACAUUCGCAUUUAGAGUGAGAAGACACAACGAAAAUUGUAAAUCGGAAAACGUGAAAUAAAUUUUAUCGUGAACUGUAUGGUAAUAGAAAAUUGAAUUCAGUUAAUACAAUUCAAUAAACAAAGAAAGAAAGAAAGAAAAAAAAUGCAUCGGAACCGUCCAUCAGUCCGUAGCCGAGAAUCCUCUUCGUCGAUUUCGAUAGAUAAUCGCGGCAAAGUGAAAGAAUGUUGCCGAAAAACUGUUGCUUUCAUGUGCACCCAAGUCGGUGUAGGUGGUUUGAUUGUGGUUUACGCUUUGGUUGGUGCUCUCAGUUUCAAAAGCAUCGAAACAAAUGCAAAUUUCACAAAUAACAAUCACAUUGACUUGGUGAACAGUAUGCGAAAGAAUUGCUCGCAACAACUGUGGGUGAAAUCGGAGGUGUACAACAUUUUCAAUAUGUCACAGUUCAAGAAGGAAGUCGACCUUACGUUGAAGGGUUACCAGCAACAAAUGGUGGAUGUAAUAAAAAUGGGUUGGAAUGGGAAAACACCGGAGGAGGUAUGGUCAUUACCAGCCGCAUUGAUGUAUUGCUUGUCGGUGUUUUCGAUGAUUGGCUAUGGAAAUAUGACUCCUCGUACGGAGUGGGGAAAGUUCACUACCGUCGUGUACGCUACUUUCGGUAUUCCACUGUACAUUUUGUAUUUCAUGAAUAUCGGAAAAGUGCUCGCAAAGACGUUUCGCUGGUUUUACACGUGGAUUAAGGAGUGUAGCACAGAUCCUAUAGACAUUGAAAUCGAGGACGGUAGCAUACAUGCGAAGAAGAAAAUUAUUGUUCCGUCAACCGCUUGCUUGUGGGUGAUGUCGUUCUACAUAUUGAUCGGAACGUUGAUGUUUGCGCAUUGGGAAAGUUGGGGCUACCUGGACAGUGUGUACUUUUGUGUGACCAGUUUGUGUAAAAUCGGUUUCGGUGAUUAUGUGCCGGGCACUUCGAGCAACAGAACUAUCGUAUUGCUGGGCGUCACCAUAAAUGAUGAAACGAAUCAAAACCAAACCAAAUUAGUAAUAAAUUUCGUGUACAUGCUCCUGGGAAUGGGUCUGGUGGCGAUGUGCUACAAUUUGAUGCGAGAAGAUGUUCGCGUCAAAAUGAAAGAAGUGAAGGAGGACAUGAUGUUGUGCUUAGAAGAUUUACGAUUAAGAUUUUCACGAUGUUGUGGUAAUAAAGACUUAGAGUUUGACGAUUGAUAGAUAAUGAACUGUGUGUCGGUGGAAAGAGAAAAAU
Bradysia coprophila is the source of this 1954-nucleotide messenger RNA. Its product is annotated as potassium channel subfamily K member 2. Lineage: Eukaryota; Metazoa; Arthropoda; Insecta; Diptera; Sciaridae. The record is from RefSeq and is a predicted model, not a curated record. Gene Ontology annotation, cellular component: plasma membrane. Gene Ontology annotation, molecular function: outward rectifier potassium channel activity; potassium ion leak channel activity. Gene Ontology annotation, biological process: potassium ion transmembrane transport; stabilization of membrane potential.